AUUACACAUUCUAUAAAUUUGAUCCUAAAUAUAAAAAGUCAACAAUUUUUAGCCCUCAAUGCUUACAAAAUUUGACAUUUUAGUUCUAAUUCUAAAAAAUUAAAUAAAUUUAACUUUCAACAUUUACAAAAUUUUUCAAUUUAGUUGUAACUCUAAAAAAUUUAAAAAUAUUUUUAAAAAAAUCAUUUUUAGCCCUUUAUAACCCAUUGAUUAACUAGUGAUGGGAACGGGGUGGAGAAAUUUUUUACUUGCCCUGACAACGACAUGAUGCUCUACUGCCAUGCCCUACCUUGACCCAACCCAACCCCGACUUUAAAAAAAAAUUUAACACUCUCCAAACCCAAAAUCGAAAAUUAGUAGUAUACCUAAGUUCGAUUCGAUCUGACCCUAGUUUAUUUAUUUCUUUAAUUUUUUGUGAAAUUGUAUUUUUUUUUUAAAUGAGAGGUUUUGGCACCAUUUUUAUUCGAUUUAUCUUUAGUGUUGUGUGCUAAUAUAUAUUUAUUCACAUGUUGUGAUUACAAUACAGAAGAAAAAAGGACAAAAGGUUCCUUUAAUAAAUUAGACCCUCCUCUUUAAAAACAUGUGGAUCUUAAGGGAAUCUGGGUCGGGUCAUCGGGUUGACCCCAAAACGACAUCAUUUUGGGGCAUUUAGGGCCACGACAAAACGGCUUUAUUUAUGUGCCCUAUUUAAGUAAAAAAUAUAAUAAAAAACAUUUCUACACAUUUUUUUUUAAAAGCUUCCUUCUUUUCUUUUUUUCUCUGAAAUCACCCUUGAAUUCGCCCACUAGGCCGUUGGCACUCCGUCAUGGCCAUCGGUCAUCAGCGACGGUAGGCGUAACCUUCGGUGACCAGAGUUGUAAAAAAACCCCUUUUUUUAUCUCAGUUUCGUGAAGAACUCGAAUCUAAGGCCGAAAUCCCUAAAAUCUAGCCAGAAUUCGAAAAAGUAAAAGGGACAUUUAGGUUCCUGGCUCUCCUUCGACGCUGCCUUUCAGCGAAUCCCCAAGGAUUCAACGACCUUUUUAGAACUGGAAAUUUUUAUAUCUCUUUGCUUUUUCUUCGUGUCUAUUGCAAUUUGAUUAUUCGGCUUUUAUAGCCGAGUGAUUACAAAUAUUUGUUUUUGUUUUUUCUGCUUCUGUCUUUUUCUUUCUUCUUUGCAAGUCGCGAUGGUGGUCAACGACGAUGGGAGUCGCACCCUUGCCAUUUCGGUGAAAUGAUGAUAGGGGAGGCAGUCCUCAAGCGUCGCAUCUACUGAUGUGGCCAAGAGCAGCAGCGCAUAGGGGAUCUAGGGUUUUCAGUUUUUUUAAAAAAAGUUUAGGUUGUGGCCUAUUGGGCUUUGGGAUUUUGUAUUGGUUUGGGCUUGUAAUUUGAGUUUUAUUUAUUUUGUCUUUGUUUGGGUUACGAACAAAAUUGGGUUACAACAAUAGAUACUUACGUUGUUUUAUUCUAUUCCUACCUUUCUCUUCCUAUAUUACGUCUUUCCUUUUUCUUUUUGGUUGCCUUUGAUUUUGUGUUUAGGUUUUGCAUAAUAAUCCAAGUUGCAAGGAAAGUGAUAUAAGAUGGAAGAAGAGCAAAGCGAGUUUCGACACUGGGAUCAACUACCUCCUGAUGUAUUGGGGUUGAUCUUCACCAACCUGUCGCUACAAGAGUUACUGGUGGUCAUUCCCUGUGUCUGCAAAUCCUGGUGUAAGGCAAUCACGGGUCCCUAUUGUUGGCAAGAUAUAGAUCUUGAUGAAUGGACCUGUCGCUGCCAGCCCCACCAUCUCGAUCGGAUGCUUCGACUGCUAGUCACAAGAAGCAGUGGAUCUCUCCUCAGCCUACAUGUUGCAGGUCUUCAGAAUGAUUCCAGUUUCUCAUUCAUCACAGAGAAUGCUGGCUCCCUUCAGGUUUUACGAGUGCCCCUAACUGGAAUAAGUGGUUCAGUAGUAGAAGAAACAGCCCAAAGGCUUUCCACAAUCACUUCCUUGGAUUUGAGUUACUGUCCCAAAAUUGGUGCCAAAGCUAUAGAGGCCGUUGGAAGGCACUGUAAAUUUCUUGUUACUUUUUGCCGCAACAUGCACUUUCUGGAUUCAGCAGACAAGGUCGAACCGGAGGAUGAGGCGAAUGCAAUAGCAGCUACAAUGCCAAGGCUAAUGCAUCUUGAGUUGCAGUUUCAUUUUAUCAGCACGGAAUGUGUUCUCAAUAUCCUUUCUGGUUGUCCUCAUCUUGAACAUUUGGAUAUAGAGGGUUGCCUGGAAGUGGAACUUGAUCAUCUGUUCCUUAAAGACAUGUUCCCAAAGCUAAAGAAUCUGCUGGGGCUGCGCUCGAGAAAUGAUGGUGGACCGUACGUCGGUUAUCAUGAAUUCAUUGACUGGAUCUCUUAUUUGGGAAUGUGGGCGGAAUGUAGGUGGACCGUACAUCGGUUAUCAUGAAUUCAUUGACUGGAUAUAUGGAUUCUCUUAUUUGAGAAUGUGGGUGGAAUGUUGGUUGAAUGGAGAAAUUAAAUUACCUCUUUCAGUAAUAGAAUGUGCCAUUCCAUGCCCUUCAUUUA
Molecule: messenger RNA, 2527 nt
Organism: Gossypium raimondii (Peruvian cotton)
Lineage: Eukaryota; Viridiplantae; Streptophyta; Magnoliopsida; Malvales; Malvaceae
Product: F-box protein FBW2-like
Exons: 3
Coding region: 1557-2408 (283 amino acids)
Molecular function (GO): protein binding
Source: RefSeq, a predicted model, not a curated record